CACUUCCAAGAUGGACCUACAAGAAGCGCAAAGUACGGUCGUACGAUUCUUUCAGGAUGCGAACGCGCAAUUCCACAAGAUGCCGGGCUCGGCCAUCAUUCUCCGCUACAUUAAGAGCAGCUACCAAAACGACCCUGUUCGCAGUGCCAUAGAGCUUUUCCUGUUCUUGUUCGCCGUGAGGUACCUGCUCGCACCUACCUAUAGUACAGACAAAAAGACACAGGUCCGAUUGACCGAGGAGGAGAUUGAUGAGCUUGUUGAGGACUGGACUCCUGAGCCACUUGUCGCGCCCCCAACGCCAUGGGAACAGAUGGAGAAUGAGAAGAGGCCGGUUCUUGUUGGACCUACCGGACCGAAAUCAAAGCUCUCCAAUGGCCGCACCGUAACGAAUCUCGCAUCCUAUAACCUCUACAACUUCAUCGCGAACGAAACUCUCAAGGAGAAGGCAAUCCAGACACUCCGAGCAUAUGGUGUGGGGCCCUGCGGACCUCCUGGUUUCUACGGAACGCAAGAUGUACAUAUGAAGACGGAGGCGGAUGUCGCGGCUCAUCUCGGCACUGCUGCGUGUAUCAUUUACGCCCAAUCGUUCUCGACAAUUAGUAGUGUUAUUCCUUCCUUCUCUAAGCGUGGAGAUAUUAUCGUUGCGGACAAGGCCGUCAAUUUUGCGGUGAGGAAGGGCAUCCAGAUUUCCAGAAGCACAGUCCGAUGGUACGAGCACAAUGACAUGGAGGACUUGGAGAGGGUGCUCCAAAAGGUCACAAAAGAGAUGGCUAAGAAACCGCUGACGAGGAGAUUCAUCAUCACUGAGGGACUUUUCGAGAAUGUGGGAGAUGUUGCAGAUUUGCCCAAGCUUGUUGCACUCAAGCUUCGAUACAAGUUCCGCCUCAUCCUCGACGAGACAUGGUCGUAUGGCGUUUUGGGAAGGACGGGUCGCGGCUUGACUGAGGCCCAAAACGUGGAUGCCACCGAAGUCGACAUGAUCAUUGGAUCUCUCUCUGGUGCUCUUUGUGCAGCAGGAGGAUUCUGUGCCGGUACUGAGGAAGUCGUGGAGCAUCAGCGUAUCUCUUCUGCCGCCUACACUUAUUCUGCUGCCCUUCCUGCCCUUCUCGCCACCACCGCAAGCGAAACUAUCAAUAUGCUCCAGGAACAGCCGGAGAUCUUGACCACGUCGCGGGAGAAUGUCAAAGCCAUGCGGGCUCAAUUGGAUCCUCGCAGCGAUUGGGUGCUCUGCACUAGCGCCGUGGAGAACCCGGUGAUGAUACUAGUUCUCAAGCCGGAAGUCGUGGCUUCGAAGAACCUUUCCAUCCAAGACCAAAACCAGCUCUUCCAAGACGUUGUCGAUGAGUGCAUCGCCAACAACGUUCUCAUCACAAGAUUGAAGGUGCCCCCUCCAAGCCUCAGCCCACAGGGCAGGGAGCAGGAAUGGCAGCCCACUCCUGCACUCAAGGUCUGCGUGACGACUGGCUUGACGAAGAAGGAGACCGAGAAGGCCGGCAUAGUCAUUAGGCACGCCAUCACCAAGAUUAUUACCAAGCGGAAGUGAUGGAACAAACAAUGCUGCCUUUUGGUUUCCAUUAUUUACUCAUCAUCACCUUCUCUGUAUUCUUAUUUCUACACACUAGAUUAUUGCAUGGUCGGCGUCCGGGUACCGAGCUGGUGUUGAGUUUGUACACGGCACCCCGUCCAGAGGUACAUGCUCUCUACGCAUGAUGUAAUGCUCAAAACAAAUUAAUGUUAAUAGUGAGGGGAGGAAAGGGGGGUGAAAGUGCACGAUGCAGAAUACUGCUAAGCUUUUUCAGCUGAAGCAAUUGGGCUGGUUUGAGCCAUGGGGCGCAGCCCAGUCCUCUAGAGACCAGCCCUGUGGCUUUUUCCUGUGGUGAAGAAAAUAGAUUUUUGGCGUUGCGACCAUUUUAGAGCUCCAUAUGCACAUUGCACGAUUCGUAUCCAUCCACCAUUAAUUGUUUGGCG
Molecule: messenger RNA, 1968 nt
Organism: Aaosphaeria arxii CBS 175.79
Lineage: Eukaryota; Fungi; Ascomycota; Dothideomycetes; Pleosporales
Product: serine palmitoyltransferase 1
Exons: 4
Coding region: 11-1543 (510 amino acids)
Biological process (GO): sphingosine biosynthetic process; ceramide biosynthetic process
Cellular component (GO): endoplasmic reticulum
Molecular function (GO): pyridoxal phosphate binding; serine C-palmitoyltransferase activity
Source: RefSeq, a predicted model, not a curated record